Molecule: messenger RNA, 1160 nt
Organism: Musa acuminata AAA Group (dessert banana)
Lineage: Eukaryota; Viridiplantae; Streptophyta; Magnoliopsida; Zingiberales; Musaceae
Product: granule-bound starch synthase 2, chloroplastic/amyloplastic-like
Exons: 2
Coding region: 1-1131 (376 amino acids)
Molecular function (GO): alpha-1,4-glucan glucosyltransferase (UDP-glucose donor) activity
Source: RefSeq, a predicted model, not a curated record
AUGGCAUUCGCUCCAGCCAGAGGAGGGGAAUCCACAUUUUCUACCUCAAUAUCUGCUUCUGUAUCUACACCAUCAGAUUUUGCUUCCAAGUUUCAUGGCAUCAUUCUAAACAACUUAGGAAACUACGAGUUCGGAAUCCUUAUCGUCUGCAUUCUACCUGUUUGUCUUGUCCAGGGUCGUGGUCCAGUUGAGGACUUCUUCCAUGUCGACUUGCCCGAUCAACACAUGGACCUCUUCAAGCUGUAUGAGCCGAUGGGAGGUGACCACUUCAACAUCUUCGCGGCCGGCCUCAAGACUGCUGACCGCGUGAUCACCGUCAGCCGUGGCUACGCAUGGGAGCUCACAACAUCCGAAGGUGGGUGGGGACUCCAUGAGAUCAUAAACGAGAACAACUGGAAGUUCCAAGGCAUCGUCAACGGGAUCGACACAGUGGACUGGAACCCUGAGCUGGAUCUUCACCUGCAAUCCGAUGGCUACAGAAACUAUUCCAUUGAGACUCUGCAAGCCGGGAAACCACAGUGCAAGGCGGCGCUGCAGAAGGAGCUCGGCCUCCCUGUCCGCGAGGACGUCCCCCUCAUCGGAUUCAUCGGCCGGCUGGAUCACCAGAAGGGCGUCGACCUCAUUGCGGGUGCGAUGCCUUGGAUCGUCGGGCAGGACGCGCAGCUGGUGAUGCUGGGCACCGGACGGGCCGACCUGGAGGAGAUGCUGCGCAAGUUCGACAGGGAGCACCACAACAAGGAGAGGGCGUGGGUGGGGUUUUCGGUGAAGAUGGCGCACAGGAUCACCGCAGGGGCGGACGUCCUGCUCAUGCCAUCGCGGUUCGAGCCCUGCGGGCUGAACCAGCUGUACGCCAUGAAGUACGGCACGGUCCCGGUGGUGCACGCCAUCGGCGGGCUUCGCGACACGGUGAUCCCGUUCGAUCCCUUCAGGGAGAGCGGGUUCGGGUGGACGUUCGACCGGGCGGAGGCCAACAAGCUGAUCAAUGCGCUGGGGAACUGCCUCAACACCUACAGGAACCAGAAGGAGAAUUGGAAGGGCCUGCAGACGCGAGGGAUGGCGCAGGACCUGAGCUGGGACAACGCCGCCAAACAUUACGAGGAAGUCCUCGUCUCAGCAAAGUAUCAGUGGUGAUCUUUGAGAACAUGAACGAACAGUAUCUA